Messenger RNA from Phacochoerus africanus (Common warthog), 3408 nucleotides. It is a transcript of the gene FRMD1, whose product is annotated as FERM domain containing 1. The record is from RefSeq and is a predicted model, not a curated record. Gene Ontology annotation, cellular component: cytoskeleton; cytoplasmic side of apical plasma membrane. Lineage: Eukaryota; Metazoa; Chordata; Mammalia; Artiodactyla; Suidae. Gene Ontology annotation, biological process: positive regulation of hippo signaling. The coding region runs from base 507 to 2027 and encodes 506 amino acids. The transcript has 14 exons.
GGACGUCCCCGUGCCAGGCACAGGCACCUCCAGCCCCGGAGGCGCAGGCCAGCUCUCUGUCUCUGCGGGGGUGGCCUCUCCCGGACCUGUCACGUGUCCUUGGGGGCGGCGUGACUCUGACGCUUGUGCACGUGCAGCACGAGAUUCUUUUUCUGGCUCAGCGGCCGUCCUGCCUUGUUCUGUGACACCCUCACUUUGUGGGCUUUUGUUUCAGAAGCUCCAUUUCUAGACAUUCUUGGCAGGACCGACCCGUGACAGAGGACAAAGACCGAGUGUCCAGAAGAAAGGCGAGAUGGGCACAGCCCGUGAGGAGGCCCGAAACCACGAACUCUGUUAGCAGACUGGCCGCUCCCCACCUGGGCAAGAAGAUGUGAGCAGGACCGCGUGCUAUCUCCCCUCCGGCUCCCCCAGGGUCCUCAGCGGCGGCCCUGGUUCGGGGGAGGCGAUGCUGGGCUCUGGGUCCUGAGAUCACGCUGAAGCUGCAGGAGCGGCACUGGGACAGCGAGAUGGCCUCGGAGCAUCGGGACGUCCUGGUGCUGCUGCCCACGCGGGAACGGCUGCGGCUGGUCGUGGGGGUGCAGGCCACCGGACGCGAGCUCUUCCAGCAGGUGUGCGACCUGGCCAGCAUCAGAGAAGCCCAGCUCUUUGGCCUCAGCGUGGUGAGAAACAAUGAGUAUGUCUUCAUGGACUUGGAGCAGAAGCUCAGCAAAUACUUCUCCAAGGACUGGAAGAGGGAAAAGCAUAAAGGAAGGGGCAGACCCGGUGCCCCGUUCGUGGCCUUUCUCGGGGUACAGUUCUACGUGGAGAACGGCAGGGUCAUCAGCGACAGGACGGCCAGGCACCUGUAUUACUGCCACCUGAAGGAGCGGGUGCUGAGGUCCCAUUGCGCCCACCGGGAGGAGGCCUACUUCCUGCUGGCCGCCUACGCCCUGCAGGCCGACCUGGGCAACCACCGCGAGCAGGCCCACGUGGGGCGGUACUUCGAGCCGCAGGCCUACUUCCCGCCGUGGGUGAUCGCCAGGAGGGGCAGCGCCUACAUCCUCAGGCACGUGCCCGCCCUGCACCGCGAGCAGCGGGGCCUGAGCCCCAAGGAGGCCGCACUUCGCUUCAUCCGGGAGGCCUGCCGGCUGGAGGACGUGCCCGUCCACUUUUUCAGGCUCUGCAAGGAUAAGAAGGAAGAGCAGCCUACCAUUGUCCUGGGACUGACCCUCCGAGGCGUGCAGGUCUUUCAGGAGGUGAACCACGCUGCACAGCUGCUCCAUGACUUCGCCUGGUCCCACGUGGGGAAGCUGGCAUUUCUGGGGAAGAAGUUCGAGAUCUGGCCGGAGGGGCUGCCCUCGGCCCGGAAGCUGGUGUACUAUGCGGGCGGCGCCUGGCGGCCCGGGCCGCUGCUGCACCUGCUGAGGGCCAGCCACCAACUGCACCUCAGCCUGCAGCCCGCGCUGCAGCGGCUGCAGCAGCUGGAGGAGGCCGAAGAGAGGAAGUGCUACCGGGAGUCCUACGUCAGUGACGAGCCAGAGCUGCACUGGGACCCGGACCUGGCCAGCAGGGCUCCCCUCGGCUCCCCCAGCGGCAGCGGUGGGGACAGUGGGGGUGGUAGGCAGUGUCCCCAGCGCCUCUGGCGCCUCUCAGCUGGCAGCCACUGCAGCUCCCUCUCGUCGGGCAUCGCAGUGGACUCCCAGCCAGGGGAGACGUCGGUGGACGAGCCGCCCUGCAGCUCCAGCAGCAGCCAGAGCAGCCGUGGCACCUUUGGUGGCGGCAGAGCCUCUCCCCAGCAGCCCGCUGCCGUGCUGCAGAUCACGCUGCUCGGCACGAGGGACCGGAGCCCCGAGGCCGUGCACCAGGGCCCUGAGGCGGUGGCCGGACACGAAGACCAGCACAGCCGCAGCCUGGACGACGGGCACCCAACCCCCGCCCCGCGCCCCAAGCCACGCAGCUGCCCCCUCAGCCGUGCGCUGGACCCUGGGUCAAGGAGAUCCAUGAACAGCCUCGCCCUGGACUUGCUCCCAGAGGAGUUUGUGGUGUAGAUGCCUCCUGGGGCCGCUCUGCCCACGUGGGCUCCAUCCCGGCUUCACUGCGACACCCUCCCGGCUCCGCCGCUGCUCCGGUCUGUCCAUCCACGUGGUGAGGCUCUAUCCCCACAUCGCCGGCCUCGCCUCUCUCUGCCACCCACCGCCUGGCGAGGCCCCUGCUGCCGGCCCUUUACUCAGCGGCUUCCUCCUGCACCUGCACCUGUCGGGGUCAGACCCAGAAGCGCCCAGCAGGUCCCACUUUCCCUGCCGGGCGGACUGGGGCCAGUCCAACCUCCUUGCAUCCGGGUCUCCGGGAGGCGGAAGCUGAGGUCUGGGGUCCAGCGUCUGGGCAGUGGGCGGGGCCAUGCUGGCUCUAACCUGGAUGAAGCGGUCGUAGCAGCUCUCAGACCCUCCAACCCAUGGGGUUGCACCCCUGAUCACCCAACCCGAUGGCCGUCAGAGCACGAGGGAGCCGUGGCCUGUCAUCAGCACUGCUCACCCUUCCAGGCCAUUCGUUGCCACUGCCCCCUCCCCAAGUCAGAAGACUGGAUGGGACGUGGGGGUGCAGGUGGGGCUGCCCGACCCCCUUCUGGGGCAGGAGACCCUCCUGGGCUUUCACCCCUUCCCCAGGUGGCAGCCGGUAGCUGAGCGGAGCUGUACAACCAUUUCUGGAAAAGUGUGUGGAGAGGCCCUGACUUUCACUGGAGGCUGCGCUGCGGCGAUUAAGGGGCUAGUGAGCAGGCCGGCCAUCCUACCUGGGGCUAGAGCCUCCUGGGCAGGAGUGCAGUGACAUGUCCGCAGGUGGGGAGGGUGGCCUGUCUGCAGGCAGUACUAGCCUUCCCUUCAAAGUCGGGGCAGCUUCCUCAGGGCUGAGCCGGGGCAGGGGGCCUUCUCGAAGCCCAGCUGGUGGAGCGAGCUGGCCUCAGAUCUAUGUUCUGUGUCCCAGAUGGAAAGACAGGGCUGCUGCUACGUCUCACCUGCCCCCUGACCUGGCGGGGAGGGCGGGGGCUGCUCUGGGACAGGAGGGACCCCACGGCUGGUGACUGGGACGGGCGUGGUGUGGCUUAAUGCACCUGUGGGUCCCGCCAGCCCUGUCCCCUUGGCCAGAUCCCAGCGCACACCUGCUCACCUGUGUGUCAGUGUCGGAUCGUCCUCGCACUGUGGCCCCGAGGCGCCCUCGUCCCCUCCCUGUUGUGCUCCUGCCGCGAGAACCCCACAGGGCCCAGCCAUCUCUUGCCCAUUUUGGGGACGGGGCGGAGGCUGAGCUGGGGGGGGGUGGCCGGGGGCAGGGGGAGCUAAGUGACUCUGCUGGGCUAGGCUUCUCGGUUCUUUGUAUAAAAGGAGAUCUUAUGUGUGCACAUACUGGGCGCGUGUAAUAAAGAGCUCGACACAUGUC